AUGCGACGUAACCGGAUCCAGAUCAAACCUAAUAUUUCCAAGGGCGGCCGGACGAUUGUCCCGGCAGCUGCGGCCGUCGAAACGACGCCAGCCGAAGCUCCUCUUGAGCCUGUCCCUUCCACUGCGUACCCCGAAUCGACUAGUCAUUCGGACCGUUCCUUUUUUCAGAGGUGCAAGCAACUCCCGUCCCGAAGAGAUCGCGGAUACAGUCGACAAUGGCGGAGAGACAACGUCGAUCAGGGAGUCUGACGAGUGCCAGAGUCGGAAAGUAAUCAUUGGAGACGACGAUGAAGAAGUUUCAGAGAACUUGGGUCACGAUGUUCAAAGUUUUUUUCCCAUUCGUUUCCCUCAGAACAUAUUUUUUUUUUCCAGAAGUCGUGGUCGAGGAUGCAGCCAACUGCCGGCAGUUCGAAGGCGUCGAUCCACUCGCUCCACAGCGGAGAAUCGCGCAGUUAUAAAUAUUUCAAAGUAUUUUUUAAAUUGAAAACGUUCAGUGUUCCGAACCAAACGCUUGUUCUACGGAGAGAAAGAUAUCAUUCUGGAGAUUCCGACUUCUACAACCUCUCCAGACCGUACGUUUUGAUUCGAACUUCCAAACAUCAAGUCCAGCCUCAGGGAAAGGAAAAAGUUCACUGGUGAGGAGCAGUUGAAUACGAAGACAAUGCGCAUGAUGGACCUGAUACACUGGAAUCCGAAGGGCGAGCAGAAGCUGAAAAAGUAGGGAAAAGCACUCUUUUAUGGUGACGAUGAGUGGUUUAAGACGCGAGAGAGCCGAUUCCACCUUGUCCUCUGUUGCCCUUGACCAGAAAGAUGAAAAGCCCGCUACGAUAACUGCUCCGCAAGUAAGAUCAAAGUUCUUCUACGAAAAAUGUGGACUUUUCGCAGCGGAUCCAUUCUUAGGAAUCCCAGAGUGGUCCCUAUAGGUAUUAGGGGGAAAACAACCCCUAUAGAGGCCGAAAAAGGGGUCUCUAUAAAGGUAAAAUUAAGGGCUGACCCCUUAGCCCCCAAAGCUCAAUUGGACCCUAUAGGGGUCUUUCAAUUUCAGUCGAAAAACGCUUAUUCAUUUAGUUUUUUUCCCAUGGGUAUGCUUCUGCUCUUAGAGUUCAUAAUAAUUGUCGACUAGCAGGUCCCCUAUAGUGACCACUUACUAAAGCUCCUCAAGCGAUCACUUUUGUAAGUUUUAGUGGUCCCUAGAGGGCAAUCUCCAAGGGCCCCUAAGGUUUUUCCUAUAGGGAGUUCUUAACUUCAUUAGAAAAAAUAUCAAUCAUUUUUUUUUCAGGUGAAAAUUGGCGUUGACGGUCGCUUCAUCAUCGAUGAGGCGAGCCUGGUGAUUGCAGCUAACGCGGGAAACUCUACAAUUUGGGAAACAGUCGAAGAGGUUUUCACUAAUUUCAGUUUUAUUAACCACGCCGGUAUACAUUGGUCAAAAAUAAACAGACGAUUUUUAGGGAAGAAACGCGAGUAACGUCUCCUCAAUGUCCUUUAGGACCCGCUUGUGGCGCAAAGGAACUGCUUGGACCGAGAAGGAAACCGACCUUUUCUAUGGUAUUUUUCGAAUUUUCUAAAAAUUUCUAACUGUUUCGUGACUUCAGAGAUAUUGCAAUGCACGGGGCCUGAUUUCGGGCUCAUUCACGAGUUUUUCCCGUCUCGUGCGCGGAACGAGCUCAAGAGCAAAUUCAAUCGCGAAGAGAAGUUUCACUGGGAUCGAUUACAAGCGGUUCGUUUCUUUUGAACAGAACCUUUAUUCCCUUCUCCAGACAUUAAGCAAGCCAGUUCGCUUCGAUGAGUCCAUACACACUCGCGUUGCUGUGUUGACUGACGAGAUCGAAGUUAGUUUUCAUAAGAGAAAAAUGGUGCAAACACAUUCAUUAUUACAGAAAGAGCUCGAGGAGAAGAGGAAUCGAGCUAAGAACUCCAGAAAAAAUGUCCGUUUCUCAUUUUCGCGCCCUAGCCUUUUAUUUACUUUCAGGUUAAUAAGGUCGAAGCGCCUGAUUGGGACGAAAAUAACGUGGACCUCGUGGCGGAGGCCGAAAGGAUAAUCAACGAGCUGGAAGUCAAGUCCGUCUCGGCGGAGAAGAGAAAGUUUGAACCGCUGUCUAUAUCGCUCUCAGUGAGUUUUCCCAGGCGGAAAAGCGACAAAGAGAGGAAUACCAAAAUGUUGGACCCGGCCAAGCCGAAAAUGAAGCGAAAGCAUAAGCCUGGCGGUUUUGCCUGGGACGUGCCGAUCGAGCCCCGACAGACGAUCCCUCGAAGUACCGUCAACAAGAGUCCCAAGUACAAGGGAUUCGACGGUUUUCUGAAUCCCUGCUUCUGUCAUAACGAGGUGUUCAGAAAACGAAAGCAGCGACGAAGAGGACCAAGUCGAGUAUCAGAAACCGGCGCGCGCCGUUGAACUGAAAGAAACUGCAAAUGCAGCUAUGGCCGCCGGAGGCCAUCUGUUCCAUUUUUCGCCCGGACCUAUCAAAAAUAGCUAA
Messenger RNA from Caenorhabditis auriculariae, 2474 nucleotides. The record is from the annotation of a GenBank genome assembly. Lineage: Eukaryota; Metazoa; Nematoda; Chromadorea; Rhabditida; Rhabditidae.